Trichomycterus rosablanca is the source of this 1515-nucleotide messenger RNA. RefSeq lists its product as uncharacterized. The coding region runs from base 1 to 1515 and encodes 504 amino acids. Lineage: Eukaryota; Metazoa; Chordata; Actinopteri; Siluriformes; Trichomycteridae. The record is from RefSeq and is a predicted model, not a curated record. The transcript is spliced from 2 exons.
AUGUGUUACUGGCGGCUGAGAGGACGGUGUUCGUCUUCUUGUGCCCUGCCCACUGGUCGGAUUCACAUCGCAGGCAUAGCCAUCCCAGCGAUCACAGAGAAGCCAGUCAAGAGUUUGGGUAAGGUUUUUGACAGCUCUCUGAGCGAUACAACAUCUAUUCAGUUAACUUGUGCUGAGCUGGGGGGUGGGGGGUGGGGGGGUCUACCUGGAAAGUUCAAAGCCUGGGUCUACAAGCAUGGCGUCCUUCCCAGGAUCCUGUGGCACCGCCUCGCCUAUGCUGUCCCAAUCUCUACAGUUGAGACCUUAGAGAGGAAGGUCAGCCACCACCUUCGGAGAUGGCUCGGGUUACCAAAGAGCCUGAGCAGCAUCGCACUCUGUGGGCGUAACAACAAAUUGCAGCUGCCCAUCAAGUCCUUGGAAGAGGAAUUUAAGGUUACAAGAGCUAGAGAAGUGAUGCAGUACAGGGAUUCUGGUGAUCCGAAGUGGAGGGCGGAGGAAGCUGUCCAAGAGGCUGAGGGAAGACUGCAUCACAGGAGCCUGGUGGGAGUGGUCACAAGAGGCAGAGCCGGGGUAGGAUCCUUUCCAACUCCCCAACUGAACACCAGAGGGAAGGAAAGGCGGCGCCUUGUUCAAGAGGAAGUGAGAGCAGCUGUGGAGGAGGUAAGAUUAUGCAAGGCAGUGGGAAUGAGGCAACAGGGGGCUUGGACAGGAUGGGAGAACGCGGUUGAGAGGAAAGUGACCUGGACUGAGAUUUGGAAAGCCGAGCCUCACCACAUUAAGUUCCUCAUCGAAGCGGUGUAUGAUGUGCUUCCAAGCCCAUCUAACCUGCACACAUGGGGCAUAGCAGAAACACCAGCAUGUCCUUUGUGUUCUAAGAGAGGUACCCUAGAGCACAUCCUCAGCUGCUGUACGAUGGCACUUGGAGAAGGACGAUACCGAUGGAGGCAUGACCAAGUCCUUAAGCCCAUUGCGGAAGCCAUCAGCACUGGACUUGUGUUGGCAAAGCAGUUUCAUCCCUCCAAGAAAACCAUGGCCUUCGUUAGAGCUGGGGAGCAGGCAGCCCCGGUCAAAAGAUCACCGGCAGGCAUCUUGACUUUUGCUGGAGACUGGCAGCUGUUGGUGGACCUCGAACGACAGCUGAAGUUCCCCAGCCACAUUGUUGUCACCACCCUUCGACCAGACAUUGUCCUCGUGUCUGAAUCGACAAAGCAAGCUGUGCUGCUGGAGCUGACAGUCCCAUGGGAAGAUCGCAUGGAAGAAGCGUCAGAGAGGAAGCUUUCCAAGUAUGCGGGACUGGUCAGCGACUGUCAGCAGGCUGGAUGGAGAGCUAGGUGCCUCCCAGAGGAGGUUGGAUGUAGAGGAUUUGCAGCCCGUUACUUGGUCAGAGCCUUAAGUAGUUUAGGCAUCGAGAGAGUGCGGAAGAGGAGAGCCAUCCGCAACACCACCGAAGCGGCAGAGAGGGCCUCAAGAUGGCUGUGGCUCAAGAGAGAAGAACCAUGGACUAGUGGUAGCUAG